GAUGUCCUUGAAACCAUUCACCUAUCCAUUGCCCGAAACAAGAUUUUUUCAUGCUGGCAGGCAUGUGUACAAAUUUAAAAUCCGGUAUGGCAACUUCAACAGCUCUCCCAGUCUCAGUCUCACUGAAAGUGCUGCCAAGGAGUUGGAGGAAGUGAUUCGAGUAAUCCUUGGAAAUCUUGAUAAUUUACAUCCAUUUUCUACAGACCACUUCACCAUCUUUCCAUAUUUGAGUAAAUGGGAGCGAGUAUCAAAAAUGAAAUUCAAACAUGAGAAUGUCCAUCUUGUGCCUUAUCCCUACAUUUGCACGUUGUAUCUAGAAUUGAACUCAUUUCAGCGAAACAUAUCUUGUGGUAAAGAAGUAAACAAGGGCAGUGAUGAGCUUGUCAGGAAAAGAAAUGAAAUGUCAGAAAGUACUGCAAUGAAAGAAGCAGUGAAGAGGAGAAGAGUGGAAGUCAGAGAUGAUACCUCAUGCCCACAGUCUUGUAUGGACAGAACUGGAGCUGACUGUGUUCACCACAUGAGUAAAGCAGAGCAAGGAUUCGAAAAGAAUUCCUCCAAAGCAAAUGAGCUUGAGUUCAGCCCAGCACCCCUUACUAAAGACUGUGACCAACUGGGUUUCUGGGGGCCUGUGGAAUUUGCCCUUGAACAAAAAAGAGUAGCUGUCAGUCAGGCUGAGGGUGCAGUCCAGCUGCUGCAGCAAAUGGACCAAACAGGAAAGAAAGGAAACAUGAAGUCAGAAGGAAGAGGUCUCUCACGGUUUUGGAGAAGGUACUAAUCCUACACUGAUGAGCAGAGGCAGUCCUGGCUCUGUCCAAGCCUGCAUUAAAGGCUGAUUCUGCAGUGCCAGGUUGUUCUCCAUAAUUUUGAAGGACAGAGACAUUUUUUCUGUGGUUAAACCCAAGUCUCCCAAGGCAAAAAAAGGGGAUGUCAUUUUAUCUCAUGCUAAGGGGCAGCAUUACCACUAAAUGUUCCUCUUCUGAACUGUCUUUGGGAAAAACUCCUGAUGAGAGAGGGUCACUGAACCUCCAUCAUAGCCCUUAUACAAACUGGCUUUUCUCAGCUGAGAAGUGCCAGCUAAAAGAGUCUUCCUGGAUGGAUCAGCCCCUGAAGCUGCAUGUGACCUUUAUUUGGCCAUUGAACAAAUCUGGACUUUGUAACUCUGACUCCCAUUUUAAAUGGAAAUCAGUGUCACUGUUCAGACACUUGCUGGCUGGCCAAAGGAGCUCUCUUAUGCUACUGAGGCUGGAUCCUGUGAGUUCCAUCCAUCACUGCACAGAACCAGGUGGAUAUUGGCAGCUGCUGUUUUUUGAUUUUUUUUAAAAAAAUAAAACUCCUUGUUAAUUGAAAUGUAUGUGUGCCAUUCCUUUAAUGACUGAGACCAGACCAUUAGUGCACAAGUUAUUAAUUGUUUCCUCUAUUUUUUCAGUUUCCAUCUGUAUUGUUUUGUACUGGCAUUGUGUCCUUCUGUCGGACAGAAAUUAGCUUUUUUCCCGAUAUUCAGAGAAGUAUUUUAAGUCUAACGUGCUCUUCUUGUUGUUACUGUUUCCCCAGCAUCAUCUUUUCGCCACUACAACAUCUUUUUGGUGGAAAAAACUGACCUGGAAGUACUAAUUGUUGUGGAAAGGUAGAUUUGUAGUAUGAAUAUUGGGUUGCACUGUUUCUUCUGUAAGCAUUGUAAAGCUUUCUUAAAAGCAUUGCUUGUCUCAGCUAUUAAAUGCUUUAAAUUCUACUUUUCUAAUGCUUUCAAAGUAACAUUCCGAAGACAUUGGGUUAGAACAACAUGUUGGGUUUUUCUUCACAUCUUAGAGGUUUUGGAAUAGAGCAAGAAACUUUAAGAU
Messenger RNA from Haemorhous mexicanus (house finch), 1838 nucleotides. It is a transcript of the gene MAJIN, whose product is annotated as membrane anchored junction protein. The transcript is spliced from 9 exons. Gene Ontology annotation, biological process: meiotic attachment of telomere to nuclear envelope; homologous chromosome pairing at meiosis. The record is from RefSeq and is a predicted model, not a curated record. Gene Ontology annotation, molecular function: DNA binding. Bases 2 to 775 code for a protein of 257 amino acids. Gene Ontology annotation, cellular component: nuclear inner membrane. NCBI's taxonomy places the organism in Eukaryota, Metazoa, Chordata, Aves, Passeriformes, Fringillidae.